AUGCCCUUCGUCGAAGUCAACACCCACAAAAUCCACUACGCCGACUCCCACCCCGACGGCGCCCCUUCAAACGGCCUUACCUUCAUCUUCAUCCAUGGCCUCGGAUCAUCCCAGAACUUCUACUACCCCGUGAUUCCCUACCUCACUCCCAAACACCGCUGCAUCACCCUCGAUACCUACGGCGCCGCACGCUCCGAAUAUACCGGCCAGCCCAUCUCCAUCGCGUCCAUUGCGCAGGAUGUAGUCUCAGUGCUGAGUAAGUUUCAGGUUCCCCAGGCCGUGGUUGUCGGGCAUUCGAUGGGUGGACUUGUCGUGACGCUGCUGGGCGCGAAUUAUGCGGAUCGCGUCAAGGGAAUUAUCGCAAUUGGGCCUACUCACCCGUCAGAGACGCUGGUGAACGUUAUGACGAAGAGAGCAGAGACUGUCUCGCAGUCUGGAAUGGAACCAAUGGCCAACACAAUCCCCUUUGGCGCAACCGGCACCGGCGCCUCCGCCCUUUCCAAAUCAUUCAUCCGCGAACUCAUCCUAAACCAAACGCCCAAGGGCUACGCCGCGCUCUGCAACGCCAUCGCCUCCGCUCCGUCCAUCGACUACUCCGCCAUCAACAAGCCCUUUCUACUGAUUGCGGGCGAAGAGGAUAAGUCUGCUUCGUUGGAUGGGUGCCAUUUUAUUUUUGACAAUGUGCAGGGAAAGGAGAAGCGGAUGGAGGUGCUUGCGGGGGUUGGGCAUUGGCAUUGUGUUGAGGCGCCGGAUCAGGUUGGGAGGGCGGUUUUGGAUUUUGUGGAGAAUGGGCUGUAG
This is a messenger RNA of Aspergillus ruber CBS 135680, 798 nucleotides long. RefSeq names its product alpha/beta fold hydrolase. Lineage: Eukaryota; Fungi; Ascomycota; Eurotiomycetes; Eurotiales; Aspergillaceae. The record is from RefSeq and is a predicted model, not a curated record. The coding region runs from base 1 to 798 and encodes 265 amino acids. The transcript has 2 exons.